Messenger RNA from Cuculus canorus (common cuckoo), 11451 nucleotides. It is a transcript of the gene AFF3, whose product is annotated as ALF transcription elongation factor 3. Gene Ontology annotation, cellular component: nucleus; super elongation complex. NCBI's taxonomy places the organism in Eukaryota, Metazoa, Chordata, Aves, Cuculiformes, Cuculidae. Gene Ontology annotation, biological process: regulation of gene expression. The record is from RefSeq and is a predicted model, not a curated record. Bases 94 to 3816 code for a protein of 1240 amino acids. The transcript is spliced from 21 exons.
GGUGCUCGGCGCCCUCGCCCUGCCCGCGGCGCAGUUAAAGAUGCGCCCCGCACACCGUGUGGUUGCAGCGCGGCGGCGCUGACAUCGCUCACCAUGGACAGCUUCGACUUAGCUCUCCUUCAGGAGUGGGACCUGGACUCUCUGUGUGUCUAUGAGCCUGACAGAAACGUGCUGCGAAGGAAAGAAUGGGAAAGGAGAAAUCAGGAGGCCCAGCAGGAGGAUGGCACAUUUAACACGAGUUACUCCCUCUUCAGUGAACCGUACAAGACUAACAAGGGAGAUGAGCUCUCGAACCGCAUCCAGAAUACGCUGGGUAACUAUGAUGAAAUGAAAGACUUGUUAACUGACAGAUCAAAUCAGAGCCACCUUGUUGGGGUUCCGAAACCUGGGGUUCCUCAGACGCCUCUCCCCAAGCCUGAUGAACAUCUUAUUGCAGACUCAAGACCACCACCUCCUCCUCCUGUUUCCAGCACUACUACUUCUACACCAGCAGCCCUACCUGCCCAGCAGAGCAAAAGCACCACAAUGGUUUGGCAGAAGGCCGGGCAUAAUGCUGCUUCAGACAGCCAGCAGCGAGUGAGCAAGCAUGGACACCGUUCGCUGGAGUCACACAAAGGUGACUUCAAACUGGCAAACCAAAAAACCAGUCUAGAGAAACUAAAACGCUAUGCAUCAAGUCCCAUCUCCUCCUCCUCCAACACUGCCCAGCAAAGCUCACUGAGGGGCACACUGGGAGAAAAUGUCAACAGAGUGCAGCAGCCAGCAAAACUCAAUUGCAGCUCAGAAGGAGGAGCCCAAGUGCAAGAGAGGCCAGCAAAGCAUAGUGGUGGGCACUGCGUCCAAAACUUCCCACCCUCACUUGCUUCAAAGCCCAGUCUGGUUCAGCAGAAACCAACAGCUUAUGUAAGGCCAAUGGACGGUCAAGACCAGGCUCCUGAUGAGUCUCCAAAGCUGAAGUUACCAGCAGAGACAACCAAGUCAUAUAGGGGAGUGCCUUCUAACAAGCCAGAUUCAGCCAGGACCAAGUCAAAGAUAGCCAAGUUCAGCAUCCCUAAGCAAGAAGAGGACAGUGGAACAGGAGAUAACAGCUGCAUUGAAGAAAUAUUGCGGGAGAUGACCCAUUCCUGGCCUCCACCACUGUCAGCUAUUCACACACCAGGAAAAGCAGAACAAAACAAGUUUGCCUUUCCAAACAAGGAGUCACAACAGGGAUCUACAGGACACAGCAAUACAAGGAAAAGUGAUGUAGAGCCAAAGAGUCCAGAGAAAAGCGCAACCCAUACAUCAAUGCUAGAAGAUGACCUCAAGUUAAGCAGUGAUGAAGAAGAGAAUGACCAGCAGGCAGCACAGAGAUCUGCUCUCCGCGUUCUAUCUGACAGCAGCCUGGUGGUGCCGCAGUCCAAUGCUCGAGCCUCAGGACUCUCCAGCAAGGGGUCGAGCAGCAGCAGCUCCAGUGAAUCCGAGACCAGCUCAGAGUCUGAUUCAGAGAGCGAAAGCAGCUCCAGCGAGAGUGACGGCAGCAAGCCCUCACAUUACUCCAGCCCAGAGCCUGAGCCACCCUCAUCCAACAAGUGGCAGCUGGACAAGUGGCUAAAUAAAGUCACCCCGCACAAAGCACCCAUCCUGACCCACCAUGACAGCCCAGCACUAGAGCCUCAUCCCUACUACGGAGUCGUGAAGGCAGAGCGUCAGGAAAGUGAGAAGACCCCAGUUGCCAGCCCAGUUGAGCACCACAGUGGAGAGAGCCGCACCACUGCCACCACCAUCGUUGGGGACAGACCACGACCCAGGACUGCCAACAAAGCACCAGGCAGCAAAGGUGGCCGGCAAAAGUCACCACCUGCUGCCGACAGUGGGCCUCCAAGGCGGGCAGCAGGGAAGAAGGUACCGCGGCGGGUCGAGAGGACGUCUGCUGGGGACAGCCCCCACUGCCACGGGACAGAGGAGCCCCCUGGGAGCCACAGCUUUCCAGAAAGUACUGCUGGCGAGGCAACGAGGGCACGGCCCGGCAGCAGUGGCGGCAGCAGUGGCAGCAGCAGUGGUGGAUGCAGAGCAGGGCAUCGCCGGGAGCCCCGCUCAGCCACAGCCAGCGAGAAACGUCGGGCUAGGGGGCCAAGCAAAACGGCACCCAAAUCCAAGGAGUUCAUCGAGACUGAAUCUUCAUCCUCAUCAUCCUCCUCCGACUCGGGUUCUGAGUUGGAGCAGGAGGAUCGCCCGCUGCCCAAGGCGCAGGCAGUGGCUGGUGCUGAGCCACGCACCAAGGACACGGGGACCAGCGCCGCUAGCAAACCCCACGGCGGCUGCAGUGCCUUUGGCUCCAUUAAUGCCAGGACUAGUAGUGAAAUAGCAAAGGAGCUGGAGGAACAGUUUUACACCCUGGUUCCUUUCGGUAGGAAUGAGCUCCUGUCUCCUCUGAAAGACAGUGAUGAGGUAAAGUCACUGUGGGUCAACAUUGACUUGGCUCUUUUGUCCAGGAUUCCAGAGCGUUUGCCUGAAGAGCCGCUGGUCAUGAGUGCUGGAGCAAACCAGGCGGCCAGCCUCCCGCAGGGUAAUAGUGCUGACCCCCCAACAGAGAAGGGUUUACCGAAAUCUAGAAGGAAACGCAAGUGUGAGAAUGAGGAAGAGUGCAAAGACAUCAAGAAGACUCACUUAGAGCGAGAGAAUUCUUCACGAUUAGCUGCCUCUGCCCACAGCAUCACAACAGCAAAUCACUGCAAUAUGAAUGAAAACAGCUUGGCAAUACCAAUAAAUAAAAAUGAGAAAAUGCUUCGGUCACCCGUCUCUCCCCUCUCUGAUGCAUCAAAACACAAAUACUCCAACGAUGAUUUAACUUCCUCCAGCAGACCUAAUGGCAGCAGUCUAUUACCUUCCAUCUCCUCCAGCAAAAAACAUAAGGCUGAAAUCCAGUCACAGCCACAUCCUGGAGACUUCAAUAAAGCAAUUCACAUAAAUACAGAAAACUUUCUUCUCUGCAAUAAGCCACAGUCCCAAACAGAACCUUGGUCACCUCUGUCCAGCACACCCAGGGACUGCAGAAGGACAAAGCUUAUCUUUGAUGAUAUGCCACGCAAUGCAGAUUACUUUAUGCAGGAAGCUAAACGGAAGAAACAUAAAGCAGAUGCAAUGGUGGAAAAGUUUGGAAAGGCACUGAAUUAUGCAGAAGCAGCACUAUCGUUUAUUGAAUGUGGAAAUGCAAUGGAGCAAGGCCCAAUGGAAUCUAAAUCCCCUUACACAAUGUAUUCAGAAACAGUUGAACUCAUCAGGUAUGCAGUGAGACUAAAAACCCACUCAGGCCCCAACGCCACUCCAGAAGACAAACAGCUGGCAGCAUUAUGUUACCGCUGCCUGGCCCUUCUGUACUGGAGGAUGUUUCGACUCAAGAGAGACCACGCAGUCAAGUAUUCAAAAGCGCUUAUUGAGUAUUUCAAGAAUUCGUCAAAAGCUGCCCAGAACCCAUCUCCUUGGGGUGCCAGUGGAAAGAGCACAGGAACUCCAUCACCCAUGUCCCCUAGCCCUUCUCCAGUCAGCUCUGUAGGAUCCCAGGGGAGCACAGGGGCCCCUUCCCCAUCUCCUAUCAUCAGCAUCCCGCAGCGCAUUCAUCAGAUGGCUGCCAACCACGUCAGCAUCACCAACAGCAUCCUGCACAGCUAUGACUACUGGGAGAUGGCUGACAACCUGGCCAAGGAAAACAGAGAUUUUUUUAAUGACCUGGAUGCAUUGAUGGGACCUAUCACCUUGCACAGCAGUAUGGAGCAUUUAGUUCAGUACACUCAACAAGGACUUCACUGGGUGAGGAAUAGCGCUCACUUGUCAUAAUGACUGUGUGCCAUUCACGAGGACAGUAUAUCUUUCAUGGAUAAUUCAGUUAUUCUGGACACUGUGCUACAGAAAUUGUCAACCACAGCAUUGAUCCAAACAAAGGUGAAUAUUUCUUCAAUAUUGAGCAAACUUUUUCUGAGUGUAGACAUGUAUGUGUGCAUAUGUACAACACACAAUGAUUGUCUCUUCAGAAUUAAUUGUCUGUACCACUCUCCAAACAUUUUCAUACACUAGAAAUACUAGAAAGAACUGAUCUUAAUGCACAAAACAUACCCUUUCUAUUCUUGUGCUGAAAAACUCAGAAACAAAAAUCUCAUGGGUUGAUUGAACCAAAUGCAAUAAGCACAGAUCCCUAUUUGGGAAAGCUCUCAAGAGAUUCUUAACUUUAAGCUUGUACUGAAAUCCAAUAGAAUUCAGCAGAGCGUAAGCGCAUACACAAGGGCUUUCCUGAACUGGAAUGACUGAGGGCAAAUCAUAGACAUGGAGAACUUUUACUGCGAGUAUGGACACAUCACAGAAGUUUCUAUAUUUAUGUGCCAUCUCUCUGUUACUUCCCCAGUGGGACACGCAGAGGAGUUGUGUACUCCACAUUAAGUUGGAGAAAGACAACAUUCCUUCAUGUGCAAUACGUUUCAACAAACUGCAUGCAUUUCUUUCUCUCCUGUCUUUUUAAGUAACUUUACCUCUUGUUCAGCUCCUCACCAACAGUAUAACCUACAGUAUCAAGCAAAAGGCCUGAAAACAGAUAUGCUGAUAAGCAAGAACUUAAAAGAGAUGGUGGAAAUUUGCAUUCUGUUACUGACAGAAAACCAAUAAAUGAAAAAAUGUGGCAAACCAUAAUCCAGUUAGUAACGAAAACGUGUACAUUUCAGCUGCAGACACACUGAGAGACAGUGAGAUGUCUAUAACAGUUGUUGGUUUUGCAUGGGAAGUCUUCAUCCCACAGAUUUUGACUUUCAUGUCUUUUUCGUCUUGCAGAAGCUUGCAGCACUUUUUUCUGGGCUGUAUAGGAGCAUUACAUGCAAUUUCCUUUAUCUGGGAAGCCGAGUUUGCUGCUCAUCAGGCUAAGAACUGUUUCCUAUCAUAAUCCUCUCACUCUUCAUGCAUAAUCCUCAACUAGGCUUUAACAUAUCUUGAUUUGGGAUGUUUUUGGUUCCUGUUGACAGGCUGUGUUUUUCAUGCCAGAAGAAUUAGUCCCACAAUAAUUGAAGUUUAAUUUGGAUUAGCUGAGGUCAAAGCCAGUUCAUAUCAACUGCAUUUCCAUUCAAUGCCAUUUUGUUCAUUUUCACACAUUUAGUUUUCUUUUUUGGUAUUGGAAAUAUUUUUUUUUGCAAUCAGAUUUGCCGCCUUUACUCAAGUCAGCAGCUCUGGCAAUGUUCAAUGGGCUGUUCUAAUCUGAGUCACUGGUUGGACCCUUUAGUUGUUUUCUAAUCUAAUUUUCUUAUAUAUUAAGGAAAUGUGCAUUCAAAAGAUUCUUUCAAUACAAGAUACAAAUACAAGUGGCCACUGGUAUCUAUGGUUGAUUGAUUGGUCCUUGCUGCCUUUUUUUUUCCUCUCCCAUUUUUUAAGAGCUGUAUUUUGAAGAAAAGAUACCAAACAAUGUGACAUGUUUUCUCAGUAAAACAUCUUUGGUAACACAGGCUGUGUGUAUACUGUGGUAAAAAGCAGGCUUGAGAGCUCACUGAGUCCCACGAACCUGCAUUGUUUUGUCGUGGCUGCUUACUGUAACUCCAGCUACAGCUCAGACUCGGAGCAUUCAGCCUGUUCUAUGAAGCAGCUCAGCAGGAUAGGUACCGAGGGACUGCUCAGCCCUGAACCAUCCUGGGCCAAUAUUUAUGUGCCCAUCGAUGCUCGGAUACUUCCCCUCAAGAGAAGUCCUGAGCUCAGGCUGCAGUCACCUCUUAGCAAGGAUUUGAGUGUUAUUGUGUGGCUGGCCUUAAGAGUGAGCACGGACCUGCUUUUAUGUGACAAAAUCCACAUCUUCUGAGUCCUCCUAUCAUUCUUAACUCUGGCUGUUACCCAUCCCAGAAGGAACAGAAUUUGUUUGGUCACAAGUAUCGUGGAGAACUCAAUUGGUGCCUUUCUGUUUAUCACUUGCCUGAUCUCCAGCUGUGAAAGUCUGUCAUGAUUUACUAGGCUAGUAGCAAUGGAUUCUGUCAGCUGCUUCAAUACCAUAUGAAGGUACUGUGGGAUUUCUCCUUAGAUCAGGAAAGUGAAAUUCUGAUUAGAUUAACUUCUGUUUUCUUUGACGGUGCCUAUGAUGUUUAUCUUCAGAUACAUUUGGAGGGUUGGGAGCCCUUACUGCUAUUUAACAUUGAGAAAUUUUAGAAGUGACAUAUAUUACUUGCCUUAAAUGGAGUUUAGUUUUAUUGCAUAUGUGGCAUUUGAGUUUCAAGUAUGGAACUUUGAAGCAUGUUUAUUUUACUAAGAUCAGAAUAUUUUUCUUAAUCACGAUGAACUCUUUGUAUGGAUGUAAUAUGUCAAGAAACUUCAAAGAAAUGCAAGAAUUAAUGCUGUCCUGUUGUAACAUUUCCAAGUACUAAGGAUCUCUUGUAGAUGACUGUCCUUUCUUGUAAAUUGUUCUUAUAUUGGAUUAUUCAAGCUAAAAUACCCAUUGCUUCCAUGCAAAAACACACUGGUUUUUAGUUUUUGUGCUGGCAUCGUCUGUGUCGUCUGAUGGGCACACUGAGCCUUAACUUCUAGUGAUGUAAGAGGAUGAAAUAGCAGCCAUUUCAACCAGCAAGACAUAUAAAUGGAUUAGAGGUUUUGGCCUUCUCUCCAUGGAGUUUCUUGCAGCUACACUACUUUGGUGAGGUUAUUUAGAAUAGAAUACUCUUCUGUGCAGAUUAUUUGCUGUAUAUGGUUGCUGCUGUUUAGAUGACUGAAUGUGGCAUUGUGACAGCAAAUACUUCAUUUCUUCUACUUAGGGCCUGGUCUGGAAAAAUGUAUGUGGUCUGGUCCAAUUAAGCAUAGGUUCUACAUUAAGAACCUGAAGAGUCUUAGGCACCUCAUCAUGAGUUGAAGGUGCUUUGUGUGUUCUGGUGGGACCGGCAGAGACUGCUUUUCUUUGGGGUUCCAUGAAAGGCAAUUACUUGUGGAAAUAUGUUGUAAAAGUCUAGGAACAGGCAGGCUUCUUUAUGACAUAGCAAUGUUCAGGAUUGUUUUGUGAAAGUAAGAAGUCAUUCUAUAUAAAUCCAGAAGGAUUAUGACUGGAGGGAGAGGUUUGCUUACAAGCAGAAGCUUGUGAAUCAGUUAGGGUUGGUAAAGCAAUGGGAAUGCAUUCAAAGGAACCAUGUAUUGCAGGUGGAUGCAACAAAUGCAGAACAGCCUAUAGGAUACUCACAGACAGCAAGAUCACAUAGAACCCUUGGCCUCAAUCCUUUAGAUUAUUCUGUGGUGACAUGAAUAACAGAUAAGAACAAAAGCAUAUGCAGAGGUCCAAGCGUGGCCAAAAUGCAAGCGUAGUCCUCCCUGUCAUAUGGCAAGAUACCCUAAACCCCUUGUUCGCCCAUUUCUUUUAUCCAAAUAUCACAGGGCUCCAAAGGAAGAGAUGAGAGUGAACAGAGGACCUUAGGUAAAGGAGGUUAAGAUCAAGCCCUAAGUGUAGAUAUAGACAUGUAUGUAUAUACUGUAAAUCUAAAUAGUAAUAAAAGUCACUCAGCAUGAAGGAUAUUACUAGUGCCUACCAUUGAUCAUCAAGUACUCAUCAGUGAGCAGCCAUAUCACCUCAGAAGUGCAGUAACUGUUAUCAAAAUAAUUUGCGCAGCUAAUUAAUUUAUAAGAAUGCACCUUUGGGACUGUGCCAUAGUAUCUCUUUUAUAAUACAAACAUUCAACCAUUUUUCAUGGCUACUGAUUCAAAUCUACAUCACUGAAAUGUCAGGAUGCCUUUUUUUCCCUAGAUGAGGACAUAUACUUAGACCUGGCUGAUCUGUGCUUAGUUUAUCUACCCAAGAGACUUCAGUAGUCACCAGCCUUAACACAUGUACAGUAUAUACUAUUUACUGACUUAGUUGUAGGUUUUAAUCCAAGUGAAAUUGGAAUUUGUGAAAUGACUUGGAUUAAGGGCAUCUGCCUCAGAUAUCCUGCAGAUGUGACAUUAAAAGAUUCAUGAUUUUAAGCAGGAAAAGGUUGAAUUUUGUGUAAAUAACAGUGGAUGAGUUCCUUGAUCUUUUCACAGGGAGAUUUUUUUUAAAUGAAAAGAUUGUCAAAGCAAUAGGGUUUUUUAACUCUCCUAAAUUUCCUGGAGGGUCAAGGGUUCAUGGUCAAAGCUAAAUUAAGAACAUCUCCUUCUGCAAUAUGCCUUGCUUUUACAUAAUCCUCUUAAUGCUUAAUAUGUCAGAAAGAAAUGUUUCUUCUUCAUGGUGAUAGCAACGUUUCCCUCCUCCAUUCAGGGAGAAUCCUCAAACUGAAGAACAAAAUCUCCUGGCACAGUAGAAAUACAAACAAUGCCUGAAGAAUAUGGACUUGUUAAGAUAACAAUAGAAGUUUGGCUGGUGUAGACCUAACAUGCCUCUCAUUUGUGUAUCUUUUUGUUAGCAUUUACAUCAUAUACUUGAACUCAUUGUGUCUGAAACUAGAAAAUUAGUCUGAUUUUCAUGUCUUAAAAAGGCCUGGUAGGUCUGAUCACUAUCAUAAUUAUAAUUAGCUUAUGUGCUGUGCACCGAGGGCUGGGAAAGCAUGUAACUGUAGAUAAAUUUGUCAGACUGCAUUGAGAAAAGCAUUUAGAUGAUCUUAUGUCUAGUCUGUCUCAAAAACUGGAGUACAAUGUCUCUCACCCAGUGUUGUUAGCCUGAAAAUUUGGCUGCUUCAAUGUCAUCAUAAAGCUGCCGUUUAGCUUUACAAGGCCAAGACCCAUUUCCAGUGUUACUGUUUGCCAUGCUGAAAAUUGUUCUUACAGCUAAUUAACAAGCUGGGAAAGACACUUUAGGCCCUGUUUGUGCUUACCUUACUAAAGAUGCAUAGGGGAAAACAUUAAGAUUUGGAGCAUCCAAGGCUCCAUCAUUCUUUCAAAGGACUACGGUUUUCUUCUGUGGGAUGAGUGGCAUUCAGGCAGGGCUCUUUCUUCAAGUAACUGCUCUGCCCCCACCUGCUGUCUGGCUCAAUUGCUGUUGGUAGUCCACAAGGAUGCCUGCACUUUCAGAGGUGUUUUCUGCUUUGGCAGCCCAAGCUGUCUUUUAAAUGGGAUGCCGGAGCAUGAAACAAGUAACCCACAGGUUGCAUAAAGGGCUUUGUUUUCCCCAACAAAACCAGAAGCAAAUUCAGCAAGGCUCCCUCUCCUUUCUGGCCUGUGUAGCUUGAAUUGCACAUGCUGUGGCUUGAAUUCCAGCCUCAUCCCUGCUUCCCUUGAAGGACUUCAGAGGGUCCAAGAAAGAUAAGAGAAUGACAAAAAAAUAGGGAUUUCCCCUGUCCCAAGGCACAUAUUCCUUUUUGGGAGUGAAUCAUGGAUCAUAAGGCAUUCAGGUCUCAUGUUUCUCAUAUGUACUAACACAGGGAUAUUUAACACUUAUCUGCCUCAUAGGGCUUUAUGAGAAUUAAUUAAUGUUUUCAAAUCACUUUGUAUCCUCAGAAGGAAAGUGUUGUAGAAGAGCUAUUGAAAGAACUGCUAAGUACACUGGAUGAAUUUCACCCCUGAGUCCAGAGCUACAAGACCCGCAAAAUCCUUAAAUACCAUCUAAGCUCUCAAUGUAAGCACCAGAGUACAUAAAACUUGUGCUUAGCGCUGAGGGGAGUCACAGCCUACGUGAAAUUGCCAUUCCCAGAGUGUCUAUAACAUUGAUCCUGAUAAGAGAGCGAGAAUCACAACAGUACAUAAUGGGACAGACUGCACAGGUUAACCAAGUGCUGUGUAGCCAUCCUGCAAAUUUCAAAUCAUUUUAGGUCUUUGAACCACUUUGUAAUUCUGUGAGAGAAAUUUGCCUCCUCAGUUGUACCAAGAGUGUUUCUCAUAACAGCCUCAGAAUUAUUCAAAUCAUUUGUUACUCCAAGUCCAGCUUCAAAUAACUUGAAGUCAAUGGAUAUUUUCUUUUAGAGUUGUUCACUGCAGAGACCACUGGUAGCUUCAUGAGAAAGUAACAAAAUGUCUCUCUCAUAACAAUGUGUCUGCUUCUGCUGCACAUUUCCAGUAACUGAACUGGAAGAGAUAUGAUGAGAGUGCAGUGUUCAGGCAUUUACCUUCCCAAAUCACACCAGCAUUAGCCACCACCCUAGGUUCAAAGUCCCAGCUCUGUUCUGAUGCAUUUCCUCCUGAAGUAAUCAUUAGAACACCAAGAACUGAACACCAGUCACCUCAACAAAACACUUCUAUUGUUGUUCGUGUUAGUCGAGCAAUACUGAUGCAUCCUUCCCUCCUUAGCACUAGUAAUCCUUUUCUCCUCCACUUGGCAUUCUUAGAUACGGAAUUCACACCCUGUCAACAGACAUGAAAGGAAACACUUCCUGAGGGAACAAGCUAGACAUAGAUAACAUUUACCGAGGAGGGACUCUUCUUAGUCUUCUUCAGAAAAUAUUUGUAUUGAAAAAUAUAUUUUCAUUUGCAGUUCAGAUUUGUCAUAAAAUCACAGAAUUGUUUUGGUUGGAAGGGACUUUAAAAUCAUCUAGUCCAACCCCUCCAUGGGCAGGGACAUCUUUCAUGAGACCAGGUUGCUCAAAGGCCCGUCCAAUCUAACUUCAAACACUUUCAGGGAGGGGACAUCCACAGCUUCUGUGGGCAACUUGUUCCAGUAUCUCACUGCAAAAAAUAUCUUCUUUAUGUCCAAUCUAAAUCUAGCCUGUUUCAGUUGAAAACUAUUGUCCCUUGUCCUGUCACUACAAGGAGAGUAGUGUCCUUGUAGUGUCUUUCUUAUAAGUCCCUUUCAAGCUGAAAGGCUGAAAUAAGGUCUCCCUGUAGCCUUCUCUUCUCCAGGCUGAAGAAUUUCAACCAUCUCAGCACUUCUUCAUAGGAGAGCUGUUCCAGCCCCCUGACCAUUUCUGUGGCCCUCCUCUGGACCAUACAAUAGGUCCAUGUCUUUCUUUUGCUGGGGACAUCAAAGCUGGACACAGGACUCCAGGUGAGGUCUCAUGAGAACAGAGUAGAUGAGAAGAUUCAACCUGCUGGCCAUACAUUAGGAUGUGGUUGGCUUUCUGGACUGCAAGCACAUAUUGCCAGCUCAUAUCCAGCUUUUUACACACCAGUACACUCAGGUCCUUCUCCACAGGGUUGCUUUCUAUCCAUUCAUCCCCCAGCCUGUAUUGAUACUGGGUGUUGCCCCAACCCAGAUGCAGGACCCUGCACUUGGGCUAGUUGAACUUCAUGAGGUUCACACAGGCCCACUUCUCAAGCCUUUCAAGGUGUCUCUGGAUGGCAAGGUCUCUUUGGUGGUCUGCCAUCACCCGUAACAAAUAAAUCUGUCUUCUAUUUGCAAAAGGUGCUCCAUGCAAGCAUAGAGACUUCUGGCUUUCCCCAGCAAGUAACACGUGAUCAAUACAUGAAUUAUCUUUUUUAUAUCCUUGCCUUCCUGGUCCCACAGUUGGCUCUCCCUGCAGCUCUAGACGUUUUCUUCCCCAGCCCCAUCUCCCAGCCGAGGCUUGUGACGUACAGGACAAGGCAGAAUUGACUUUACUGACAGAUGAAAAUACAAAGGACAGUGCAGAG